AUGUCAACUCGAGCUUCGGCCAAGGUGCUGUCGGAUUCGCCGCGCUCAUCACCGCCCCCUAUCGGGCCUUCGUCCGAGGCGAACGGUACCGCACACAAGACGGUGACGCGCCGACGCUCCUCUUCGCUGCAAAAGGGCCAAGCUGUGCUGCGUGCAUUGUCCAGAGCUGAAUCGGACUAUGACCGAGACGAGCUAGACAGGAGCUCGGCUUUGCAGACGCAGAGUUCUUCAACUGCAGCGUCCGCCAUCGCCGAGGAAUCCGCAUCGGGCGCCAACCUCAACGGAUCCGUCGUCGGCGAUACCGCUGUUCGCCGUCGUUCAAAAGCUACAAAGACAUCAUCCUCACCCAAAUCAGCGCGUCCCAACGCCAAUGGACACGUGGCUCCUGCAAGCAGCAAGAGCUGGGAGAUCCCUCGCAAGAUCUUCCACAGCUCUAUGGGUCUUCUCGUCCUCCAACUUUACUUCUCCGACCAGGACUACACCACCGUCGUCCGCAGACUUUCCAUCUUCCUCGGCAUCGUCGUUACAGCCGACGUCGUUCGCCUCAACAAUGCCAGAUUCGAAAAGAUCUACGAGCGCGUGCUGGGUUUCCUGAUGCGCGAAUCCGAAAAGGACAAGGUCAACGGCGUCGUGUGGUACCUGAUCGGUGUCAUCACCUCGUUGCACUUCUUCCCGGAGGACAUUGCGUGCGUUUCGGUCAUGAUCCUCUCGUGGUGCGAUACAGCCGCCUCGACGUUUGGAAGGCUGUUUGGACGAUACACGCCUGCGCUGCCUAGUCCGCCAUUUGCAAGACGCAAGUCGACGGCUGGAUUCAUCGCUGCCAUCGUCAGCGGUGCAUUGACCUCGUACCUGUUCUGGGGCACCUCGAUCGCUUCUAGCAAUGUGCGACCCAACGGUAUCUCGUGGUCCGGCUCUGGUUACGCGCACCCGGCCAUCUUUGGCACGGAUCGCGUCGCCGGUGCCACAGGUACCGGAUGGCAAGGCCUUUCCAUCGGCUUGCGAGGCCAGAGCGGUACCGGUCUUCUUCCGGGCGCCUCAGGCUUGUCGGCACAAUACCUGGGUGCCGACAGCAUCGCCAAGGGAAAGCUCGGAACCGACGCGCUGCCCAUCCACAAGGAUGUCCCCGGUAUGCCAAUCUGGCUGCUCACGAUAGGUUCGGGUGUCGUGGCUGCCGUAGCAGAGGGUCUCGAGCUAGGCGGUGUCGACGACAACCUUUCGUUGCCCAUCCUCUCGGCCACGGGUAUCUGGGCCAUGUUUUACUCGUGGGGAAGGCUGGCCGGUGCUUGGCAGAGGUGGUUCGCAUAG
Pseudozyma hubeiensis SY62 is the source of this 1305-nucleotide messenger RNA. RefSeq lists its product as hypothetical. Gene Ontology annotation, cellular component: endoplasmic reticulum membrane. The coding region runs from base 1 to 1305 and encodes 434 amino acids. The transcript has a single exon. Gene Ontology annotation, biological process: phosphatidic acid biosynthetic process. Gene Ontology annotation, molecular function: ATP-dependent diacylglycerol kinase activity. The record is from RefSeq and is a predicted model, not a curated record. Lineage: Eukaryota; Fungi; Basidiomycota; Ustilaginomycetes; Ustilaginales; Ustilaginaceae.